Messenger RNA from Xenopus tropicalis (tropical clawed frog), 2980 nucleotides. It is a transcript of the gene rufy1, whose product is annotated as RUN and FYVE domain containing 1. The record is from RefSeq and is a predicted model, not a curated record. Gene Ontology annotation, molecular function: metal ion binding. NCBI's taxonomy places the organism in Eukaryota, Metazoa, Chordata, Amphibia, Anura, Pipidae. Gene Ontology annotation, cellular component: early endosome membrane. Gene Ontology annotation, biological process: regulation of endocytosis. The coding region runs from base 426 to 2225 and encodes 599 amino acids. The transcript is spliced from 20 exons.
UGCUGAUAAAUAAACAAGCUCCGGUAUUCAGAAACUGAGUAUGCGACCAGAGGGGACGCAAUGUAGCGAAAAAAAGUGACGGGAUACGAUCCACCCCCCAAUCUAAGCACUGGAUUUAUGUCAUUGCGACAGUCUGAGAAAGCAGAACUGCUGCUGCGUUGCGAGAAUUGUCUCUCGUAGGGAUCCGUAGUCAGCUUGCUGUACCGAGGGAGGGAGCAGGAGCAGCUGUACCUCUGUCUCUGUUCCUGUAAUGGCUGCUUACAACUGACGACUGUUACAUAAGAUUAAGGAUCCAUAGCUGGACGUAAAGCACCUCAGGUACCAACUCCCCACCCCUGCAUUGGACUGGGUACCCGCAGGACACCUGCAAAGCAGUUGGGACUAGGCCACAAUCUUCUAAACGUCCCCACCGUCCAGGUCAUAAGAUGGACGAACGUGCCAAUUUAAUGAACAGGAUGAAACUCAGCAUCAAGGUCUUAAUCCAGUCUGCUCUUAACCUUGGCCGGUGUAUAGAUUCAGAGUAUCCACCUCUCCAGCAAUUUUUUUUGGUUAUGGAGCAUUGCCUUAAACAUGGACUUAAAGUAAAGAAAACUUUCAUGGCACAAAAUAAAUCUUUUUAUGGCCCACUGGAACUAGUGGAAAAACUUUGCCCUGAAUCAUCUGAUUUGUUUGCAAAUAUCAAAAAUCUCCCAGAGCUUAAAACAGCUAUUGGGAAAGGGAGAGCCUGGCUACAUCUUGCGCUGAUGCAAAAAAAGUUAGCCGAUUACCUGCAAGCUCUUAUAGACCAUAAAGAUCUGCUAAGUGACUUUUAUGAACAAGACGCUCUAAUGAUGGAGGAGGAAGGUGCUGUCAUAGUAGGACUGCUUGUGGGACUCAACAUGAUUGAUGCAAAUUUAUGUCUUAAAGGAGAAGAUUUAGAUUCCCAGGUUGGAGUAAUUGACUUUUCUUUCUAUCUUAAGGAUAUGCAACAAAACGAUAAUGAAAAACAAAGUGACGAAAUUGUAGCCGUCCUUGAUCAAAAACAUUACGUUGAAGAGCUCAACAGGCAUUUAAGUUGCACUGUUGGAGAUCUUCAGGCUAAAAUCGAUUCUCUGGAGAAGACAAAUUCAAAGUUAACCGAAGAGCUUCUCGCUGCAAAGGAUCGUAUUGUGUCACUACAAGAGGAACAUAAUCAUAUUUUACAGGAGAGUACAUUAAUUCGGGAAAAAAGUGAAAGAAGUGUAGAGGUAAAUUUUCAAGAUACAAAAGUUGAACUGGAUACCUACAAACAAUCACGGCAAGGACUGGAUGAAAUGUAUAAUGAGAUCUGGAAGCAACUAAAAGUUGAAAAACAAGCACGACUGGAACUGGAAAAAGAGUUUGAAUUGCAGGUUGGGAUGAAGACAGAGAUGGAAAUGGCCAUGAAGCUCAUGGAGAAGGAUAUCCAUGAAAAACAAGACACUCUGGUUGUUCUUCGUAAGCAGCUUGAUGAUGUGAAAGCCAUUAAUCUUCAGAUGUGCCAAAAAGUUCUUGAUGCAGAAACAGCCCUACAUAAGAAAAAUGAAAUUGUGAAUUCAGUACAAGCAAAAGGAGAUCAGUUGACAUCGGCACUAAAGCAAAUAGAGGAAAGGCUGCAGAAAUCUGAAAAGACUAGAGAAGCAGCUGAAGAAAAUUGCAAUAAAAUGAAAAUGGAGCAUGGAGCCAAAAUAGGAUCCUUACAGCAGCAACUUGAAAAGCUUAAUAAAACAUGCGCAGUUUUAGAGAAAGAUCUGAAAUCAGAAAACGAAAAACACGACACCCUACAGGACAAGCUUCACAAAGAGAAAGAGACUGCAACAUCAUUAAGGAAUGAGUUGCAUCAGUUCUCCCUGUUACAGAAGAAUUUUGAUAAUUUGCACCAGGAAAAGAAGCAGCUUCAGAGGCUAUGUGAGGAACAGGAACAGGCGUUACAAGAAAUGGGACAGCAUCUCAGCCAAUCAAAAUUAAAAAUGGAAGACAUUAAGGAAGUCAACAAAGCACUUAAGGGGCACACGUGGUUAAAGGAUGAUGAAGCAACAGAAUGCAAACAGUGCAAUAAAGAAUUCUCCAUUUCCCGAAGAAAGCAUCACUGCAGAAACUGCGGAGACAUCUUUUGCAACUCCUGCUCCAGCAAUGAACUGUCACUGCCAUCGUACCCGAAGCCUGUCCGUGUUUGUGACAUUUGCCAUAAUUUACUGCUUCAGAGAUGUUCCUCCAACUCCUCCUAAAAUGAAAAGCUGUUUUACUCAGAGCUCCUUCUUAAUGUCACGGUUACUUAUUCUUAACAAAAAAUGCGUAAGCCAAUGUAUUUUCUACAUCUUUUGGGUAUUUCUUAAUGCUUGAUGGAGGUGAUUUUUAAAUCUAUAUUUUUGGUAAUUGUUCAAUGUAAUAAUACAUCCUUUAACAGAUACAAUGAAAUAAUCCUGAUCUAAUAGUUCUUAUAUUUCUGGUUACAUAAUGCUCAUUUUCAUGGCGCCAAACUUUUUAUGCUUUUACUUAACAUGAUAGCAGUCCUUAAAAUAUGGACAUUUCUAGUAUUAAAGGUGAGGAACACAGAACUAUCAUACAUGGAGUACAGCCUGAUUCCUAAUGAAAAGUUUAUUUUUGAAAGGCUUUUGGUGCCUUACCUUCUAAAUGACCACUGUUAAUGUAUAUGGAAGAACUUAUUGGUCCCAGCACUCCCCAAUCAGCAUUAGCAGCAUUACAAACAGUAAAUAUUCUGCAAUAGAAAAGGCGCCAUAAGAUAAUGAUAGAGAAAUAUUCAAAGUAUAAAUUCCUGUACAGAAAUAAAAGCAAAUGAUUAAUUUUUUGUAACAUAUUUUUGUGGCAAAUCCUCUUUAAAAUUGUGUUUCCAAAAACCUGUAUGAAUAAAUGUGCCUUUGUUUUAUUUUUUUUCAUCACUGAAAGCCAAUACACAGCAUUUCUGUAAAAGCAUUGUUUGAUACCACAGUGUAAAGGAAUAAAAUGCUUUUUCACUAAUGAA